UGCAUUUCUUCUCAAAAGUAUUCAGAACAGGUUACAUAGUCAUAAAGUGGUGUCAUGAAACCUGGUCUCAAUGCAAUUUUAGGACCUACUGGCUCCGGCAAAUCGUCGCUACUGGAUAUUUUAGCUACAAGGAAAGAUCCUAAAGGACUGUCUGGAGAUAUUUUGAUAAAUGGCGUCAAUCUGCCUACACAUUUUAAAUGUAUUUCUGGAUAUGUAGUACAGGAUGAUAUAGUGAUGGGAACUUUGACAGUCAGAGAAAAUUUGAUGUUCUCAGCAGCUCUGCGACUACCUUUAACUAUGGACUACCAGGAAAAAAGAGAAAGAGUUGAACAAAUCAUCAUGGAACUGGACUUGUCUAAAGUUGCAGAUUCCAAGGUUGGUACGUAUUUUACUCGUGGAGUUUCUGGUGGGGAGAGGAAAAGGACCAGCAUUGGACUAGAGCUCAUUACACAUCCCGUAGUAUUAUUCUUAGACGAACCGACAACUGGAUUGGAUGCCAGCACAGCCAAUGCCGUCUUGAUCCUCUUAAAAAAGAUGUCACUCCAAGGGAAAACAAUCAUUUUUUCAAUCCAUCAGCCCCGGUACUCAAUUUUCAAAUUGUUUGACACCCUGACGCUACUUGCUAAUGGGAAGCUUCUGUAUCAUGGGCCAGCUGAAAACACUCUUGGAUACUUCCAAAAAUUGGGUUAUGUAUGUGAAUCAUAUAACAACCCUGCUGAUUUUUUUCUGGAUGUCAUUAAUGGAGAUUCCACUGCUGCUGUAAUUAGUCCAUCAUCCAUUAGCAGAUUAGAAACUGACGGAGGAUACAAGACCAUUGCGGACAAGUUAUCUGAAAAGUUUUCCAACUGUCCUUUCUACAAAGAAAUGAGAGAAGAUCUAGAUGAGCUGUCUUUGGAAAGUAAAAGGAAGAAAGAAACCUAUAAAACAAUUCCGUAUAGCACUCCCUUUUUUCAUCAGCUCAAGUGGGUGUCUAAACGCACAUUUAAAAAUUUGAUAGGCAAUCCACAAAAUUCCACAUAUCAGAUAGCUAUUACCACUUUUCUGGGAUUAAUUGUUGGAGCUGUUUUUGCUGGAGUUAAAAAUGAUGCCACUGGCAUUCAAAAUAGAGUUGGCGCUUUGUUCUUCUUGACAACCAAUCAGUGUUUGAAUAGUAUUACGACCGUUGAACUUUUUAUCACAGAGAAAAGGAUCUUUAUACAUGAAUACAUAAGUGGCUACUACAGAGUGUCUGCAUAUUUCUUCUCGAAGAUAUUAGCCGAUAUGAUGCCCAUGAGGACUUUGCCAGGCAUCAUCCUCACCUGCUUAAAUUAUUUCACGAUAGGUUUCAAGCCAACCGCGGAAGCCUUCUUUAUCAUGAUGAUAACUAUUAUAUUAGUCUCUUAUGCAGCCAGUUCGAUGUCUCUGGCAAUAGCAACAGGACAAAAUGUUACAUCCGUUGCAAACAUGCUCAUAAAUAUCUGCUUUGUUUUUAUGAUUGUUUUAUCCGGCUUGUUGGUAAAUAUCACAACCGUUUCGCCUUUGUUGCUGUGGCUGAAGUUCUUCAGUAUUCCUCGGUAUGGCCUGAAUGCUUUGCAAAUCAAUGAAUUUACUGGGCUCAAGUUUUGCAAGGAUCCCACAGCAGGGGUCAACGUAACAUGCAUCACACCUAGUCCAUUUACAAUAUGCACUGGAGAAGAAUAUCUGGAGAUUCAAGGCAUCAGCAUAACUCCUUGGGGGAUGUGGCAGAAUUACGUUGCACUUAUAUGCAUGACAAUCACUUUCCUCACAAUUGCAUAUCUGAAACUCAGAUUUCUAAAAAAGUUCACUUAA
This is a messenger RNA of Elgaria multicarinata webbii, 1809 nucleotides long. RefSeq names its product broad substrate specificity ATP-binding cassette transporter ABCG2-like. The coding region runs from base 55 to 1809 and encodes 584 amino acids. Gene Ontology annotation, cellular component: plasma membrane. The transcript is spliced from 15 exons. Lineage: Eukaryota; Metazoa; Chordata; Lepidosauria; Squamata; Anguidae. Gene Ontology annotation, biological process: transmembrane transport. Gene Ontology annotation, molecular function: riboflavin transmembrane transporter activity; ABC-type transporter activity; ATP binding. The record is from RefSeq and is a predicted model, not a curated record.